AACCGGGCGGAACAAAUUCCGCCAUAAUACACUGGAAGAAGAAGAAAGUUGCGCCUGCGCGGUUUACCGUAUCACUUGUGGUUUUGUUUACAUCUGCCAAAAAAUAUAUUUCAUAUAUUCGUUUUGGCUCGCUAUUAGAGGCCUGUAUGAGUUGUCAGCUAAUUGCUGCACAUGAUGGCCACAGAGCCUGCAAGCUUGGAGAGCCUGUGUGUGCUGUACCAGAGUGAGGACUACAUUGUGGUGGACAAACAUUGGGACAUCCGCAUUGACAGCAAGAUGUGGUACGAGAAACAGACUGUGCAGGCACAGCUUCGGCACCACUUCCCCCAGCUGGCAGACCCUAGCACCUACUAUGGAUUUAGGUUCUGUCAUCAGCUGGAUUUCUCCACCAGCGGGGCUCUUUGUGUUGCCCUCAAUAAGGCUGCUGCCGGCCGGGCUUAUUGCUGCUUCAAGGAUCGCACCGUCACCAAAGUUUACCUUGCUCUGCUACGUGGGUGGGUUGAAGAAGAGACACAAACUCUGGACUUCUCCAUUGGCAAGAACUCCACAGAGGGAAAAACACACAUGAUGUGUAUUGAGGGAACAGAAGGUUGUGUGAACCCUAAGCCUUGCCAAACUGAACUGAUAGUGCUGGAAUAUGGGAUGUAUGAUGGAGAUCCUGUCACUAAGGUGCUUCUGCAGCCACUUACUGGCCGAACCCACCAGUUAAGGGUCCACUGCAGCGCUAUAAGUCACCCCAUCGUUGGUGACUUUACCUACAGCUCGGGAACAGACGAUGCUCCGUACCGCAUGAUGCUGCACGCUCACCUCCUCCACAUUCCCCUGGAACUCCAGCCCCUGCACGUCACUGCAGGAGACCCCUUUGUCCCCUCAACAGAUCCCAAGUGGGUCCCAGAGCGCUCAUUACGAACACUGACGGCUACUGUGGAGAGUCUGCUGGAGCGCAGGGUGGAGCAGGACAGGAAGAGUAAAGAGGAGGAGAGAAAGAGAGAGGUGGAGAGGAGGAAACAAAGCAAAAAGCAGAGGACUGAGGAGGAGAGUGAUGAGCAAAGGAGGCAGUGCCAGGAGUGGCUGACCGAAUGGGCUGGAGACUGAUGGCUUUUUUAUUUUUUGUGUUAUUUACUUAUUUAUUUUAGCUGUCUAUUCAUUCAAGCCCUGUUCAGCAUGCACACUCUCUGUUACCACGUUUGGUACAUUUAAGUGUAAGGAAAUGGGUUCGCACCUUAAUUCCUUCACAAUUCCUCUCAAAGUCAUAUGUGAGGAUAUUACUUGUGACUCUACAAACACUUAUUUAUACUUUGCCACUGAGCAACUCCCUUGCAACAGCUAAGGAAUAAGUGCCUUGCUUCAAGUCAUGUUAACAAGUCAGAUGUUCAGUUUAUGUCAUUUCUCUAAUUCUCCCGAGAGCUUUUAAUUAGCAACUUAACAAAACGUGUCUGCAAAUAAUUUUAGGUUAAUGUGCCAAAUUUGUGACAUAUUUGCCUCUGAUGUGAACAGCAGCAGUUGUUGUGCUCUGUGUCGCUAAGUCCAUGUGUGCUGCAUGGCACUGAUGUACAUGAAACCCCAUAUAGAAGCAUAUUUUUCCUUCCUAACUUACUGUGUCUAUUAAAAUGUUAAUUCCC
Acanthochromis polyacanthus (spiny chromis) is the source of this 1622-nucleotide messenger RNA. It is a transcript of the gene rpusd1, whose product is annotated as RNA pseudouridine synthase domain containing 1. Gene Ontology annotation, molecular function: RNA binding; pseudouridine synthase activity. The transcript is spliced from 6 exons. The record is from RefSeq and is a predicted model, not a curated record. NCBI's taxonomy places the organism in Eukaryota, Metazoa, Chordata, Actinopteri, Pomacentridae. Gene Ontology annotation, biological process: pseudouridine synthesis. Bases 172 to 1095 code for a protein of 307 amino acids.